UUACCCUACCUACCUACCUAUCGAUGCCAAGCACGUGAAGCACGUGUCAGCACUUUAAUAUCAUUUCCAAUUUAUCUUCCAAGGUCCCACUAUUGAAGAUAUUCAGUCGUCAAAGUCAGAAUGGCUCCAAAGGUCUUUGAAAGGUUCAGGUUACGGACCGAGCCUGGAUCAUACGCCAGUGCAAGCGGAGGACUGAGUUCGAACAAAGAUCUCGACCCUGUCCCCUUUGAGUCAGAAGAGAGGAAAUGGACAUGGCCUUCGUUACUUGGGUUCUGGAUUGCGGAGGCGUUCAGUAUUUCAAUGUACCAAGUUGCGUCGAGUUCUAUCACGAAGGGACUGAGUCCGGGGCUUUCUAUCACUGCAGUUCUUGUUGGCCAUCUCCUGGUUUGUAUUCCUGCCAUGCUCAAUGGUUAUGUUGGAUGCAUAUACGGGAUUAACUUCCCUGUCCUCAUGAGAUCAACAUUCGGAGUCUAUGGAGCCUACUUUGCCGUCUUUGUAAGAGGCGUUGUAGCCUGUAUCUGGUUCGGAACUCAAUCAUUUCAAGGAGGCCAAUGCAUCCAGACAAUGCUCACGGCAAUCUGGCCCUCUUUCAACCACUUCCCCAACCACAUCCCAGCCAGCGCCCACGUAACCUCUGCUCAAAUGCUCUGCUUUUUCCUCUUCAUCAUCAUCCAACUCCCCCUCCUAUACCUCCACGUCUCCAAACUCCGCUACCUCUUCAUGGCCAAAACAAUCAUAAUGCCCGUCUUCGGCCUCACACUCUUCAUCUGGGCUCUCGUCGCUGCCAAAGGGUUUGGCCCAACCUUCUCCAAAGGUACGCACAUCACAGACGGCACAUCCGUUGCAGUCGUCUUCUUCCAAUGCGUCACCACCGCCAUUGGCCCCAAAGCCACUCUCGCGCUCAACAUGCCAGACUUCACCCGCUACGCCCGCUACCCCAAACAAGUCUUCUGGACCCAAGCCGUUGGCCUCUGCAUCCUCGUCACGCUCUGCGGCAUCCUCGGCGUGACAGUCACCUCUGCCACACAAUCCGUCUACGGCAUCACGACCUGGAAUCCCCUCCAAGUCUCCGUCCUCUGGGACAACCGCGCCGCACAGUUCUUUUCUGCGCUAUGCUGGGCGUUUGCUGUGAUCGGGACAAACAUCUCCGCUAACUCAGUCAGCUUUUCGAAUGACUUGAGCUUGUGGUUCCCGAGAUGGAUCAACGCGAGAAGAGGGGCGUAUGUAUGCUGCAUCAUCUCCGUAGCUGCCACACCGUGGAAUAUCCAGUACUCAGCAGCGUCAUUCUCAGCGUUCCUAGGCGGAUACGCCAUGUUCCUUGGUCCAAUCGCUGGUAUCAUGAUUGCGGACUUUUGGGUUCUGAGAAAAAGACACUUGAGUCUUGCGGCUCUGUAUCGACAUCCAGAUAUCUAUAGUUUUUGGCAUGGGUUUAAUGUCAGGGCCUUUGUGGCGUUUGUAGUGGGCAUCGCGCCGAAUUUGGCGGGCUUGGCAAAGGCGACGGGGCAGAAGGGUGUUCCGAAGGGCGCGAGCUAUGUGUAUAGUUUGAGUUGGGUGGUUGGGACCGUUGUUGCGUUUGUGGUUUACCUGGUGUUGGGGAGAGUUUGGAGGAUGGAGGAGAAGUGGAGUGGGGAUGACAAUGAGAGGGAGGUGGUGGAUAGUGUUAGUUGGGGGCAGGGGAGUGAUGAGGAGCAGGUUAAAGCUGUAGGAGACGAGAAGAGUAGGAAUUUCUAGAUGGAAAGAGAGGUCGGAUGAUAUAGAUGA
This is a messenger RNA of Mollisia scopiformis, 1761 nucleotides long. Its product is annotated as NCS1 nucleoside transporter family. The coding region runs from base 121 to 1731 and encodes 536 amino acids. Gene Ontology annotation, cellular component: plasma membrane. The record is from RefSeq and is a predicted model, not a curated record. NCBI's taxonomy places the organism in Eukaryota, Fungi, Ascomycota, Leotiomycetes, Helotiales, Mollisiaceae. The transcript is spliced from 3 exons. Gene Ontology annotation, biological process: nucleobase transport; transmembrane transport. Gene Ontology annotation, molecular function: nucleobase transmembrane transporter activity.